UCCCAGCUGGCCCCGCCCCGCUCCCCAGCGCCCCGGAAGUGAUCAGUAUUGACUGCUGCAGAGCGGCCAGGAGGAGGGUGGAUCUCCCGAGAGCGGAGCUCCGUAAGUCCUCCUCCACCUCCUCCUGCCGCCCAGGCUCCGCCGCCGGCCGUCGAACUCCUCCUUCUGUCGCUCCCGGCGCGGAGCCUCCCAGACUACAAGGGCCGAGCACUUUCCGGCCGGAGUCAGCUUAGCCGCGGCUUCGGAAGCCCGCGGGGCCGCGGACCGGCUUGCGGUGCAGGUUCCGCCCUGUUACUUAUUUCUCAGCGUUGCUGAAGUCAAGUCAUAGCGUGGUAGUCAAACCUCUGGGACUGGGAUUCUUCUUAAUCAUUUGGUGACAACUCUGUGACACAGGAUGGCUGCAAAUAAGCCCAAGGGUCAGAAUUCUUUGGCCUUACACAAAGUCAUCAUGGUGGGCAGCGGCGGUGUGGGCAAGUCCGCUCUGACCCUGCAGUUCAUGUACGAUGAGUUUGUGGAGGACUAUGAGCCUACCAAGGCGGACAGCUAUCGCAAGAAGGUGGUGCUGGACGGGGAGGAGGUGCAGAUCGACAUCCUGGACACAGCCGGGCAGGAGGACUACGCCGCCAUCCGAGACAACUACUUCCGCAGCGGCGAGGGCUUCCUCUGCGUCUUCUCGAUCACCGAGAUGGAGUCCUUUGCAGCCACGGCCGACUUCAGGGAGCAGAUUUUAAGAGUAAAAGAAGAUGAGAACGUUCCAUUUCUGCUCGUUGGAAACAAAUCAGAUUUAGAAGAUAAAAGGCAGGUUUCUGUAGAAGAGGCAAAAACCAGAGCCGAUCAGUGGAAUGUUAACUACGUGGAAACAUCUGCUAAAACGCGAGCUAAUGUUGACAAGGUAUUUUUUGACUUAAUGAGGGAAAUUCGAGCCAGAAAGAUGGAAGACAGCAAAGAAAAAAAUGGAAAAAAGAAGAGGAAAAGUUUAGCCAAGAGAAUCAGAGAAAGAUGCUGCAUUUUAUAAUCAAAGCCCAAACUCCUUUCUUACCUUGACCAUACUAAUAAAUAUAAUUUAUAAGCUUUGCCAUCGAAGGCUCAAUUGACUGAAAUUACUUUAACAUUUUGGAAAUUGUUAGGUAUCUAAAAGCAUGAA
This is a messenger RNA of Vicugna pacos (alpaca), 1144 nucleotides long. It is a transcript of the gene RALA, whose product is annotated as RAS like proto-oncogene A. Gene Ontology annotation, biological process: signal transduction. Gene Ontology annotation, cellular component: membrane. The record is from RefSeq and is a predicted model, not a curated record. NCBI's taxonomy places the organism in Eukaryota, Metazoa, Chordata, Mammalia, Artiodactyla, Camelidae. Gene Ontology annotation, molecular function: GTPase activity; GTP binding.